Brienomyrus brachyistius is the source of this 4678-nucleotide messenger RNA. RefSeq names its product niban apoptosis regulator 2b (gene niban2b). Lineage: Eukaryota; Metazoa; Chordata; Actinopteri; Osteoglossiformes; Mormyridae. The transcript is spliced from 14 exons. The record is from RefSeq and is a predicted model, not a curated record. The coding region runs from base 296 to 2764 and encodes 822 amino acids.
GAGGGUGUGUCUUGCGUGGAGAGAAUAAUAUUCUAGUUUGCUGACACAGUUCAACCGGAGUCUCCUGCUUUAAUAGCAACUUUAGUAUUGUGUUCAAGACUUCAUAUCUUUACACAAGUUGAAAUCGAAAAUUCCUUACGGAUAAAACUAGUUUUGUAUGCCUCGGCAGUUAAAAAGGAUAUAUUUAAGGGCAGAUUCAUCCAUACUGAUUCGGAGUUGUCACUGGACGUCGCUGUUAGGGUAAAGGCAAAAGGAUUUCCAGUUUGAGUACUGGUUUUUUAGGUUGCUUAUCGCCAUGGGGAAUGUAGUGUCGGCAAACCUGGAUGAGAGUAAACGGCAGCUGAUUACGGCACGGACAGGGAAGGUGAUGGCAGAGUUCACCCAGCUGUACGAACGCCAGUACCCAGUUGCCCUUUUUAACAAGAUGCGCUUUGACCUUGAGGCCAACGGGGGGCCCCAGUCUCAGCUUCUACAGCGCAAGGCCCCCCUGGAGGACAAGUCCAUAUUCUCCGGCAAUUUGUUCCAGUACCUGGAGGAGAACAAGAAAUGGCGCAAUCGGUUCUUCUUCAUCCCAGACUCCCAUGUCGUCAACUACUACGAAAAUAAACUGGCUCACGAACGGGGGCUCCACCCCAAGGGGACCAUCAACUGUGCUGGGUACCGUGUGCUCAGCUCGGUGGAGAAGUACCUGGAGCUGCUGGAGACCACACUGCCUGGCGUGAAGCCCAAACCAGGCAGCUCGCCGGGCCUGAAGUGUGCCACACAGUUCCCCAUCCUCCUGUGGCACCCGUACGCCCGACACCAGUACUUCUGCGUCACCACAGAGAAGGAGCAGCAGAAGUGGCUGGCCGUCUUUCAGGACUGCGUCCGGCACUGCAACAAUGGUCUGUCGGAGGAGUGCAAGGUGCAGACGCCGGCCUUCACGGACUCGGUGCGGCUGCACCGGCAGGCGCACGACCAGUACAGCACGUGGGAGAUGAUGUGCGGGACGCCCCAGCAGAUCCUGGCAAACCUGGUUAUGGAGACCCUUGUUCCAGAGCUGAGAGAGCCCAUUGCUGCCCGACUGAAGGGAAAACCAUUCGAGAAGCAGAGGAACUGGAUGCUGAUCUCGGACGCCGUGUACAGCAUGGUCCAGGGCCAAGUGCGGGCGCAGUACGAGGCAGUGGUGCAGAAGUGUGAGGCCAGUCGCCCCCUUCAGGAGGCCUCCAUACGCACGGACAUGGACCAGAUCAUCACCUCCAAGGAGCACGUCACCAACAAGAUCAGCACCCUGGUCAUGCCCAAGGCCGAGAAGCUCCUGAAGGCCAGCAUCCAGCCCUACAUCAACUCCAUCCUGGAAGCCCUGAUGGAGCCCACCAGCCGCGGCUUCUCGGAAGUCCGGGAAGUGUUCUUCCGUGAACUGGUGGAAAUGAGCAAGAACACACUCAAUGGCGGCAGCAAAGAGAAGCUGGGCGAGCAAAUGGAGAGGAUCUCUAUGCUGGCAUUCCAUCCAGUGAAGAUGCAGAGCUGCUAUGAGAAGGUGGAGAAUCUGCAUCUGGAGGGCCUCCAGCAGCGCUUUGAUGUGUCCAGCACAUCCGUCUUCGUCCAGAGGGCGCAGAUCCUCAUGAGAGAGCAAAUGGACAAUGCUGUGUACACCUUUGAGCAGCUUCUGCACCAGAGUAUGGAAGGCCAAGGCGGGGAGGAUCUCUGCAAGACCAUCCAGCGCUGUCAGGACCGGGUCAUCAAGAAAUAUGACUAUGACAGCAGCACAGUUCGCAAGAAGUUCUUCAGAGAAGCUCUUCUGCAGAUCUUCAUCCCAUAUAUGCUGAAGCAGCUGACUCCAACUGUCGCCCCCGAGCUGCCUAAAUUCAAGGACCUGAUCUUCGAGGACUUCUCACGCUUCAUCUUGGUUGAGAACAUCUUUGAGGAGGUGGUUCUCCAGUCCAUCAUGAAGGACAUCAUGAUGGCUGUGAAAGAGGCAGCUGUCCAGAGGAGACAUAAUUUGUACCGGGACAGUAUCGUCCUGACCAACAGUGACCCCAACCUGCUUCUGCUAGCGGACAGUACCCCUAUUGAUUGGGGCAGUCAGUACGGCAAUGAGAAGGACCGCAUGGAUGGCAGUGAGCCACAGAAGAGGAGAAAGCAAGUGGUGUCCAUGAUUCAGCUGGAUGGGACUCAACUGUUACCCCAUGAAUCCUGCCUGGAGGUUCCGGGGGUUUGUGACAUUUCUGAGGAGGGCCAGGAUGGUGACAGCACUGUCCCCGCCUCAUCAGGGCCACAUCAAGACAAAGCGGUCCCCCUGACCAAUGGGACCAGCCAGCCAGAAGGCAGCCUAGAGAAGGCCAUCGCCCCUACCCCUCAGGAGACACAGCCCGGUCCGUCAAAAGCAGAACCUCAGCAGGAAGAGGCCAAGAAACCAGAGGGGCAUGUAGAAGGAUCUCCACAGGACGCCGCUAUAGAGAGCGCCAUAAUGGAGAUAGAGAACGCCGUGAGCGGUGAGGAGCUUCUCUCUGAGGACGAAGGGCAGGAAUUAGCCAAGGUGGUGUCUAUAACCCCAGAGGCACACGGGCAGAUGGCGGAAGGUCCCCAGACCACGGUACCCAAGCCAGCGGCAACCGACCUCCAUCCUCAUGGCAACACCAGCGAUUCCGCCCACAAAAACGAGGAGGCAGGAGCCAAGUCUGUCUCAGAAGGUCAGAUAACAGACCACAGUAACUUGGUUACAGGAGAAGGGGUGUCAGGGGGACAGUCCACAUCAUGUCCUGCUGCCGGUGGAGAGGUUUGAGCUGACAUACACCCCCCCCCCAAACAACAAAUAAAACACGCUUUUACAGAAGAGACAGAGGCUUAGUUUAUGAUUACCUGUCUGGAAAGCAUUCGCUAAGAGCGAGAUGAUAAAUCUACAGUUUAUUUAGUUGGACAUUCUACACCUUGUACUUUUUUUCCAUCAUUUUCUGAAAAUCAAGUAUAUUCCGAAUUUUGACGACUGCAAAUGAACACCAAAAUCCCAAUAUGGGCUUGGCAGCAGUCAAGUCAAUUUCAUAUAAUCUUUUAUACUAUUACGCAAAUAUAGGCUUCAUUUUGAUUUGCGUUCCAUCAACAUCUGUGGCCACAAAAUGUAUGUAUGAAUCACUGCCAUAAUCCUGAGAAGUUGCAAGUUACAUGCAGGAUUUGUGAAUUCCUGCUCAGAUGUGGUCUCCGUCUGGUCACUGCUGUACCCAGAGACAAACAAACGGCUGAGACUCUUACACUACAGGAGAAAUAGGAGUCAACACAAAUAAAAAACUAAUAAAUAAAAUGCCCAAAUCCUUCUCAUCUUCUCACCUUCCUCUGCUGCUGAGGAUGUGGCCUAUCCGCGUUUUAGAACAUCUUGAACUUACAAGAUCUCAAAGUUUUGACUAACUUCACCUAACUACUUUGAGGGAGAUCCUUUGAAAUGGAAUUCCAUAUUGACCAAUGCUAACUGGCCAAUAAUAUCUUAUUUUGGCUGAAUAACAAUUAGUAAAUUCACAAUGAGAGUACACUGCAUUGACCUUGCCUUUGGAAACACUGAAAAAUAUUAAUGCCAUUGGAUGUCAUAUUACUUUGUGUUUUUUCGCCCUUUCAAAGCUAAGGUUUCAUUGCUCUGUGGUCUAUUUUAUAUAUGAAUACUUACAUAACUAUUGAUGAUAUUCCGCAAACAUGCUUUUGCAAACACUAUUUUUAUGUCACUGGCUCCGUUUAGCUUUAAACUGCUUAUGUUGCCUUGUGCCACCCUGAUUUGUGCCUAGUUAGUAAACAGUGUAAAACUGGGAUAGAUGACCAGGAUUUCAUUAGCAAUGGCUCCAUUAAUGAGCAAAACACUCACCUUUAGUGAGGAUUUAGCAGGUAACCAGGUCAGAUGGAGGUGAGAGAGCUUUGGUUAGCAUCCCCCCCCCUCACUUACCUGAAGCUGCUUUUUGCAUGAGCUGGUUUGUAAAGUUGUUCUUUGUUCUUUAGAAAUUUUGAAAAAUGCAGGUUAAUUUAGGGUAACUGCUGUAAUACCCUAGAGAAGGGUAUUUCACCUGAGUACUUUAAGCAGUUUAUCCAAAUGCACUAUUGGGUACCGGGAAAAUCUCAUAUAUUCUCAUAUUUUGUGGAUCUGUUUUCCAUCUGGGGAGUCAGGCUUCCCACACUAAGGUCUCCCUGAGCGUUUUCAGGCCAUCCACAGCACCCUCGCCGCUGUGGGUUUUCAAACGCUCGUUUCACCCAUAACCAGAUGCAACUGCUAGGAAUAAAGGUGGCUGAAGAUGAAAAUAUCUACUGAAAAGCAAAUAUAAGGUUGCUUUGGAAAAAAGUGUCUGACAUUCAAAUAAGCUCCUAAUAAAGUGUGAUGGGUGUUUACACUUUAUGGGGCCCUGCUUGAUUUAUGGUACUGUGCUUGAUCAUAUGGGGCCCUUUAUCUUCUGCCAACACAUGUGCCUUUUACCCAUGGGGGGCUUUUCUAUCCUGCUUUUCACUGUACACAAGCGGCGCAUUUACUUCCUGUUCAGCUCCUUUAAACUUCAUAUUUGUCUCAAUGAAAACAGACCUAUUGAGCUGGGUAGAUCUUUGCACGACUUUGAAGACCAGAACCCUAAUGUUUUAUUUAUUAUUUUUUAGCACACCACGUCUGUGCAUUUUUUUUAAAUGUCUAAUGCAAUUCUGGAUGAUAUUGUUUUUUAAAUAUAAAGAAUAAAAA